AUGCAGCCUCAUGGUGCCAUCUUUUUGGCCCUUCCCCACCUGGGGCCCGUCCUGCUCUGGCUGCUCACCCGUCAUCGGACAUCUGGUUGGGACGACAGCCCAAAGAAACCGCCCUGGUGCCCGCCUCACAGAGUCUUGCUGGCAGGGUGGAUAACCAUCUACUUUGUCAUGGGCUAUGCCUCCUACCUGGUGUGGAAGGACCUGGGAGGGGGCUUUGGGCGGCCCCUGGCCCUGCCUCUCGGCCUCUAUGCUGUGAAGCUCGCUGUCAGCUGGGCUGCCCUGAUUCUCUUUUUCGGAGCCCACACCCAUGGUCUGGCCCUGCUGCACCUGCUGCUGCUCUAUGGACUAGCGGUGAGUACAGCGCUGAUCUGGCACCCCAUCAACAAGCUGGCCGCCCUGCUCCUGCUGCCUUACCUGGCCUGGCUCACUGUGACCGCUUCCAUCGCCUACCGCCUGUGGAGGGACAGCCUCUGUCCAGACCAUCAGCCUCAGCCCGUGGGGGAGAAGAACGACUGAGGCACCAGGGACAGGAGUGGAGGGAGGAUGGCCAGGUAGGGUAGAAGAGAACGCAGGCAGGGUUAUGGGGCUAU
This is a messenger RNA of Neogale vison (American mink), 590 nucleotides long. It is a transcript of the gene TSPO2, whose product is annotated as translocator protein 2. The transcript has 3 exons. Lineage: Eukaryota; Metazoa; Chordata; Mammalia; Carnivora; Mustelidae. The coding region runs from base 1 to 516 and encodes 171 amino acids. Gene Ontology annotation, molecular function: cholesterol binding. The record is from RefSeq and is a predicted model, not a curated record. Gene Ontology annotation, cellular component: membrane; endoplasmic reticulum.